CUCUACGUACACACAGGCAGGUCACCAGUCACCACACCACAGCACACUCCCCCAGAUCGGCUUCCGUUGCGAGACGGACCGCCCCCCGCUUUAUUUCCGCCACCACCGACGCCGCGCCGGCGAAGGAGCCCCUCGCCAGAUCGGAUCCCUCCGCCGCGACGCAACAUGGCGGCUCUGCUGAUGCGUAGGCUCGCCGGGACCUACCGCGGCCGCGCGCCGCUGGCCGCCGCCGCCGCCGUUGGCGGGGCCGCGCUCUUCUACGCCUCGUCGAACCCCACCGUCGCGCACAUGGAGGAGAAGGGGGAAGAUGCCGCUGCCAAAGUUGCCCUUAACCCUGAGAAAUGGUUAGAAUUCAAGCUCCAGGAGAAGGCAACAGUUAGUCAUGAUUCAGAGCUAUUCAGAUUUUCGUUUGACCCAUCUACUAAGCUGGGCCUGGAUGUUGCCUCAUGUCUCGUAACAAGGGCCCCCAUAGGUCAGGAAGUGGAGGGAAAAAGAAAAUACGUCAUUCGCCCGUACACACCUAUCUCUGACCCAGAUUCUAAAGGAUAUUUCGACCUAUUAAUCAAGGUUUAUCCUGAAGGGAAAAUGUCUCAGCAUUUUGCUAAUUUGAAGCCAGGAGAUGUUCUCGAAGUCAAAGGGCCCAUUGAAAAGCUCAGAUAUAGCCCAAAUAUGAAAAGACAAAUUGGCAUGGUUGCUGGUGGUACUGGCAUAACGCCAAUGCUGCAAGUUGUUAGGGCCAUCCUGAAAAACCCUGAUGACAACACUCAGGUUUCCUUGAUCUACGCCAAUGUGUCACCAGAUGAUAUCUUGCUGAAAAAGGAGUUAGAUAGACUUGCCAGCAGCUAUCCUAAUUUCAAGGUGUUUUAUACAGUCGAUAAACCAUCAAGUGACUGGAGGGGUGGUGUUGGCUACAUAUCAAAGGACAUGGUUUUGAAAGGUUUGCCAGGCCCAGGGGAGGAUUCUCUUAUUCUUGUUUGUGGUCCUCCUGGAAUGAUGAAUCACAUAUCUGGAAAUAAGGCAAAGGAUUAUUCACAGGGCGAGGUCACUGGCCUUCUCAAGGAUUUAGGAUACACGGCAGAUAUGGUAUACAAAUUUUGAGUCGAUCACGGAAACGUAGGGACGCUGACAUGCCCGCUGCCUGCCAUGGCAGUAAAAUAAACCGCAGCUGAACCUUUUUUUCUUGUUGCGCCACGGCAAUUAGUGCCAAACUCAGAACAGUAUGGUGCAUCUUUUUGUAAGAAUUUCGGUUCGGUUCUGUUUUGUCAUCUGUGCGCGCUGCAUGGACACCUGAAUAACCUGACGCCGCCUGGUUGGCGGUGUUGUUUUAACCGGGCCGUUCUCUCUACGAUACUGGAAUGAAUGAGGUAACAGUUUGAUACAAG
Messenger RNA from Triticum urartu, 1382 nucleotides. RefSeq names its product FAD/NAD(P)-binding oxidoreductase. Lineage: Eukaryota; Viridiplantae; Streptophyta; Magnoliopsida; Poales; Poaceae. Gene Ontology annotation, molecular function: cytochrome-b5 reductase activity, acting on NAD(P)H. The record is from RefSeq and is a predicted model, not a curated record.